Messenger RNA from Symsagittifera roscoffensis, 4344 nucleotides. Its product is annotated as regulator of G-protein signaling 22-like. Lineage: Eukaryota; Metazoa; Xenacoelomorpha; Acoela; Convolutidae. Gene Ontology annotation, biological process: regulation of signal transduction. Gene Ontology annotation, molecular function: G-protein alpha-subunit binding. The transcript has 2 exons. Gene Ontology annotation, cellular component: nucleus; cytoplasm. Bases 238 to 4245 code for a protein of 1335 amino acids. The record is from RefSeq and is a predicted model, not a curated record.
CAAACGUGCGUUUUACCAAAUCACAGCGUUUUUUUAUUAUAUCUAGCUUUUAACAAAUUGUCAAGUAUUACAUUAUUUAAGAUAUCAAAAAGAAUCAAAAUACGCUCUAGUUUCUAAUCAGAAUAUUUUUCCAAACAUUUUCCAGAGCCUUUAGUAGAUUUUUAGUUGUCUUUUUGUCGAUAUCAAAAAGCAAUAAUGUUAUUCAACUUCUACUAAAUUUGUUUUAAUUAAAUUGAAAUGGAGACGGUUAUCAAUAUAGUCCCUCCCGAAAUCCACGAGGACCGACUGGAAGACUACCUGGCCACUGACGAGCUAUUCGUUUCACAGCUGAACAAAUACCUGUCGUUGCCGACCUUCAAAGAGAAAUACCGAUUCAACGCGACUGAUUGUGCGUUUGAGUUGAUCGAUGACGCACAGGAGAAUUUGAUGAAGACGAUUGAGAAGGCGGCUGCCAAAGUGAAGAAGCCGGAUGUUUCAUUCUUGCCAGUAAGACAGGUCGCGGUCUCCACCCAGGACUACUUCAGAAACUUUAUUCACCCUGAUGAGCCGAGCAAAAACGAACUGGUUACGACUUACGACGUCCAGUGUCUCAACACCGAACAGGGACUGCACUGGACGCGAGAGACGAAGAUGCCUCGUUUCCUCACGAGUACUUUAUACAGCCAGUACCGAAUCCUAAAAAUACUCAACCAAGUCUCGGUCGGAACUCCGAAGCGGGUAAAAAUAGUCGACGCAGAUCCGCUUCAAACUCCUCGUUCUAUAAUGUCAGCUAGAGGUAAAAGAGCCCAAAUUAGAGACAAAAUCGAAAAAGAACAGAGAGAAAAAGAGGAAAAAGCGAGAGAGGAACAAAUUAUGAGGGAGCAAAAACAAACAGAAGCUUUGGCGGCGGUCGCGAAACUGAGAAAAGCCGCCGAUCCGACGUUACCUGGUCAGGACGAGAUCGAAAUUUUAAAAGUUUCAGUCGGCGAUACUCCUUCGGAAGACUUGAGGGAAUGGUACAAACAUUUGAAAAAAGCCCAAGAAAAGCAGGAAAAAAUAUACGGACCAGCGCCCAAACGACCAACCAGUGCUUCUUCGGGAAUCGUCCGUCCCGGAUCCAGACUAACGAGACGCCGAGAAUCCCAAGAGAAGCCAGACGUUAUUACUGAGACUCCGACUCUGGCAUUAGAAAGCGACCGGUCUACGCCGAUGCCAUCCGAAAGCGAUGUAAAACCCGAACAAGAAUCGGAUCUAACAGCUUCGGAUCCGGUAGUCAAUCGGCCACGGUCGGGAUAUAUCUGCCAAAUUGACGAAUCGGAAACGAAGGUGGGAAUGCUCCGUGAAAACCGAACGGUCCAAGAGGAAGCCAAUGAAAUUGAAGACGAUGAAGAAGAUUCUGCAGCGUCGAGUCCAAGAUUGAACGAAGCUAUUAUUCACGACAGCAAAGCCGGAAGCUCUCAGGACACGAAAAGUGACAAAAGCGCAGGCAAGGAAAAAUCUAAACAAAAAAGACGCACAAAAUCCAAACCCGAUUUAUUCUUCAAAGGAGUUGAGGAUUUUGAUGGUUUUGUCAAAUUCCUCCAAAACACGCCUGGUCUUCAAAUGUUUGAUUUCUGGCUUCAGUUAGAUAAAUGCAAUUUCACUGACAGCGAACAAGAUUUAAAAAGCUCUUUGAUUGAAAUAAAGGACAAAUAUUGCUCAAUUAGCAGUCCGCACGUUCUGCCGAACACUUUCCGGACAAUGAACAACUUGCGACAUAUUACGUCAUUCACCAAACCUCAAGUUCGAGAGCUUCAAAAUAAGGUUAUCACGCCGCUAGUUAACUACUGGGUGCCUAAGUAUCUCAAUGAAAAGAAACAAAAGUUUUCAAAAGUUUUGAGCGAAAACGUUGCCUACUCUAAUCAUCACAAAGUUACGAAGUCUGCACAAGUUCUGAGCUAUCCGGAACCAAAGACUCCUUCGGCCAUUCCGCUCCGACCACGCACUUGCCUCCCGUCGAUUGACAUCUCGGCAGAUUACGAGAACAUUACGGGACCUCUUGAAGUUCCGGAGAAACGAAAUCGGGCUAAAUCGGCUGCUGUUGUUGCGCAAAACACCGCGAAAGAGAACAGAGAACCACCGCCGUCGUCGACCCGAACUAAGUCGGCUCAACCUUCGCGACGAGAUAUGGAGUCGGGUUUUGGCACUUUGACAACUUCUUUUGUUGACGAUCUGGAAAUUUUUGACGACAACGGAGACCAAGGUGACGACUUGUCCGAAAACGAAUCCAUCUCGGGUUACGCACCCGACUCGGGUCUAGGCUUCUCGGCUAAAUCAUCCCGUCCGACGACUGGAAAAGUUUCAUCUCGAAUGGCUAGUAGCGCUCGGAAGUCGGGAGAAAUCCGGUUCGAAGAUCUAAGCGACGAAGAUACCGAAUCUUUGCAGUCGUAUGGGAGCUCAGUUCGCGACUUCAGGAAUUUUAUUGGCAGUGCAAAAAUGGAAACUUUGCUGCAGACUCUAAAGAACGAGUUCAACACGUCGGGGGGAGUUUUUAGAAACUUUCUUCAGAACAGUAGUAACAAAAAUUGGAUCAAUUGUCUCGCAUUCUGGAAUGAUUUGCAAAAUUAUCACUCGCUGUUUUAUAAAGAUUGCAUUAGCACGGAAGAUAUUUUGCGCAAAGCUAAAGCAAUUUUCGCCCUUUAUAUUGUGCUUACUGCUCCGAAGUCAAUCAAUUGUUCAUCUGAAGUUCGGAGAACCGUUUCGGGUCAAAUUACAAACCCCACCGAAGAACUUUUUGAUUCUGCAGAGGAGUUUUCUCUCCAGAAACUAAGAGAACCCUGGUUGAAAAUGCUUGAAGUUGAGGAUUAUGAGUACAAAAAAGUAGAACAAUAUUCAGUCAAACGACCUUUGGACAUUGACCCCGAAUACCUGAAGUUCCUGAACAAACAAGGAGUCGUGAAGGUUCACAUGGACGUCGAGGACCAAGAAGAAGAAAUCGACGAAGAAAAGGAGCGUGAAGAACUGUACAAGAAGCUGGAGUUCGAAGUUCCUGAGGAGUUCAGAUGGUGGAAGUUUGACGACUUGCUUAAGAACCGAAUCGAGUUCGAGUGUUACCGAAGAUUCAUUGCCGAGAAUUACGGCACGACUGAUUUGGCGUGCUGGGUCGAUAUCGAAGGUUUUAAACGAAUGUCGCACGAGGAAGAAGAAAUUCGCGACACUAAGGCGACAGAAAUAAAAUCGAAGUACUUGAACAAGAAGUACUUUUUUGGACCUAAUUCGCCAGCUACGACUAAAGAGCAAGAGAUGGUUCUGGCGUUAGCCGGAGGAUGGGGCAAACAAAUCGUACCUGAGCGACCGCCGAAUGUAAUGAUAACCGAAGUUGGUCAUUACACGAGAGCGCGACUGGAGAGGAAAUGGUUGGCGAUGUUUCUUGCGACGCCGGCCUUCGCGACUCGCCAGGUUAGCCGAGAGAAAAACGGAGACGCGACCGACGAUGUAAUAAUGCAGAAGAAGAGAAAACAACUUCAGUUGAGUAAAAUCAUGGAGAGCAAAUGGGUUUCAUCUUCUAAAGAAGUGAUUCAGUUUAGAAGAGCUCUUUUGAACCCUGUAACUUCAGAACAGUUUAAGAAAUACGUGAGAAUAGUGACAAAAGAAAACUAUCUGGAAAACGAUAUCAUUUUCUGGCAGGAGGUCCAGAAGUUCAAAGACUUGUUCCAGCCGCAUGCCGACGACAAUCUCGCCCUGGCUAAAGUCCAGAUGAUUGUUGCAUGUUUCCUGGAGUCCAUCAUCCAUCCGGCUGUCCAAGUUGAUUUACCACCUGAACAAGUUCAGGAUAUUCUGGAUAAAAGAAAGAAACCGACCGCUUACAUGUUUCGUGAAGCACAACUGACCGUAUUCAGGGUGUUGUAUCCGCACUGGACUGAAUUCUGCAGAUUCAGACACAAGAUGAAAAGCGCGAACAAAAUUGACUCAAAGCUGGAUAAGAAAUCGGACCGGCAGAAAAUUAGACAGAAAAAAGCGUUCCAGAAAGGUCUGGACGCAGCGGGGGGAACCGGGAGCUCCACCAGCGACGGUGGACAGGAGGGAUUCGCGGCGAGUAACGUAAUGGAUGACAUAAUAAUGUCGCAAGGUGAUAAUGUUACGUCAUGGAAGUACUCGGCGUAUAUCGAUGCUCUCAAAAAGCAACAUCAGACGUUGCUAGACGAAGUUUCAUCUCGUGUUUCGGAUUUAAGCGACAAUAGUUCCAUCAUUGGGCCAAUGUAUCCCUCGGAAAACGGUGUAAAAUAAAUAGAUAGCUGAGUUAUAAAUUGAAGUAAAAUCUAAAACAAUGUUCUCAGAUGUAUUAAUUUGUUUGUCAUCAAUUAUAAAGCAAAGAUAAUUUUCCAG